This is a messenger RNA of Monopterus albus (swamp eel), 1339 nucleotides long. RefSeq names its product transmembrane protein 69-like. Bases 167 to 913 code for a protein of 248 amino acids. The transcript has 3 exons. The record is from RefSeq and is a predicted model, not a curated record. Lineage: Eukaryota; Metazoa; Chordata; Actinopteri; Synbranchiformes; Synbranchidae.
AGAGUCACUUAAUUGAGCACCGAUAGAAUGGAUGGCAGUCAGCAAACGGCUUCUAGUUUGGCUAGCUAACGUCAACUUUGUAACUGUUAAUUUUGUGUUAUUGUGCCAGUAGUGGCCUUGGGAGCUGCUUAAUUACAAGCAAUAAAAGAUUAAUUUUAGAUUGAAAAUGAUGACGUUUGCACCUGGAAGACGAUUAAUUUCUGGGGCUUCAGUAUGGAGAUGUCUUCAGCAGACCACCAGAGCACCAACCUACACCACACAAGCUCAGCUGCUGUUUCACUCUCAAACCUCAUCAGCGUUAAUGCCACCCAGAUCAGCUUCCACCAACUUGCUGUUGAGUACCAGGCCCGUGAGCUUGCAUGUCUUGCGUCUCUUCCACGGGGAUUCACAAAGUACUUCCAACAGAGGAAACACUAGGAAGGGAUUCAGUUUGAGGGCUCUCACCCAGUCUCCCAAACCAGCUUUAUACCUUGGCUUAUCUGGGCUCAUCCCCUUCGUGUCUGCGCCUCUCCUGAUGAAUGUCACACAGUCCUUCAUACCUGAAGUGGCAUAUGCUCAAGUGGUUUAUGGAGCCUGUAUAGUGUCUUUCUUCGGAGGUGCCCGCUGGGGGUUUGCGAUCCCUCCCGGUAGUCCGGCUCAGCCAGACUGGAUGAACUUGGCGAACAGUGUGGUGCCAUCACUUCUGGCAUGGUUGGCACUGCUCUGCAGGGACAAUAUUGCAGAGGGAGCCCUGGUCAUUAUCAUGGGACUGGGUCUGUCACUGCACUAUGACCUGACCCUGCUGCCAGGUUACCCUGCCUGGUUCAAAGCCCUGCGAACUGUUCUCACUCUGGUCACCACCUUCUCACUGGUGGCUACACUGAUAAUUAAGAAAUUCUAUACUGAGAAGAUGAUCAAAGAGAUUCUGAACUGAGGACAGUUUGUACUUUGAUCCACAUGGAGUCAUUAAAAAUAUAAAAUUCAAUAAAGAUGUACAGAUAAGUACACCAACUCUCAGCAUUCAUUGUGUUCUAGAAUGUUUGGGACCAGUGGGAGAUGUGUAAAUGUGUCAUAUUAUUUUGAAAAUGAAUAAACAGUUUUCAUGUGGCAAAACGGAAACAAACUUCUAACCUAUUAGGAUCUAGAUCAGUGAUCAAAAUAUAGUGCAGGGCAGACAGUACAUUGCUUAUAGUGAAAAGUAUAAACAAAAAGAACCCUAUUUGAAAAUAUGUAUGAAGAGAUUCAAAUAUGACAAUUUUACAUAUGCAAAUUUCAGGCAACAGGUGAACACAGGGACUAUUUGCAUACUUUUCUUUUCCAUUAUUGUCCAACUCAGGCCUCAUAGAAGUCAAGACCACUG